Messenger RNA from Serendipita indica DSM 11827, 1623 nucleotides. The record is from the annotation of a GenBank genome assembly. Lineage: Eukaryota; Fungi; Basidiomycota; Agaricomycetes; Sebacinales; Serendipitaceae.
AUGCGUUUGUUCCCCACAGACGCGUUUUCAAACGGCAGUCAUGCGCCAACGUUUUGGCGCUUCAAGAGAUCACUUCGUCCUUCGGAUUGGACGGCGUAUACUCGCUACUCGACCUUGGUCCGUCACCUCGCGUUUCGUGAGGGACGCGACGUCGUGGCUUCAGCCCUCAUCGCGCUUGUGGUUCAACGUCCCGCUCACUUUCAACGAAACCCACUUCUCCCAAACCUUGUUUCACUAAAAUGGACAGCGUCGGUCGAUACCUCGCUGACGCUCUGUGCCAUCUUGGUACCCCCGGGACUUGGCAGUCUCACCAUCAAUCUCGUCGGUGCAGAGACAUAUUCUGCCGAACGUAAUGACACGACUGGUGGUCUACUUUGCACCAUUGCCGAUCUCGCUCCAAACUUGAAGGAGCUCCAUCUUAACAUUGACAAACUGUGGGCAGUCAGUGACGUUGUGAUCCCAAUCAAGUCUCUCUGCAAGUUGGAGACCUUAACGCUCGACGUCGGUUCAAUUGGCGCAUACAUUGUUCGAGGCCUAUGUCAGCAUCCGACCAUCCGCAAGUUUGUGAUUGAUCUAUGCGGUGUAGAGGAGUCAUUCCUCACACAUUUGCUCGCCCAUCGAGCCCAAGCAGGAGAAUUCCCCGCGCUCGAGGAGAUGAUCCUCCUUGCAGAUAUCAACAUCGUCAACACGACGCUCUCUAAUCUCAUUAGAGCUCCACUUACUCGACUCGCCAUCUCGACGUUUACGCUCGCCCACACCGAUUCGCUUGCCCAUUGCUUCAUGCACAUUGCCGAAAAUAGUCCCAAUUUAACUUCACUCACACUUAUAACAUCACUACUAGAUUCGACUCUGCAUCAGCCAUUAAAACUUGCUCAUCUUUCCCCCCUCGCCGCUUUACGCGACCUCGCAGUUCUUUCCAUCGAACUAGGGUUCCCUAUCCAACUCGACGAUGCAGGGCUCAUUUCUUUUAUACAAGGGCUUCCUUGUUUGACAUCUCUUGUCCUAAGCCCUGCUCCGGAAUGGGCACCCGCAGGCUGGCGACCAAGGACCACGAUGCGAUCCCUCGAGUGGAUAUCCCAGUAUGCCCCGCAAAUCACCAACCUUGGCGUCGCACUCGACUUGUCCAUCGAGUCCACGGUCGAGGUCCCUGUCGAAACUCCCAGACAAGAGAACACAUUGUCAAUGACGCCUCCAUAUUAUGAAUGCGAAAAUAAACAGCACCAGCCUCUUGCUGACUGUGCUUCCGUAGAGAAGCGGAUGCAACCAGCCGAGUCGCAGCUUCGGACACUGUUUGUCGGCGCGUCCUAUCCUCGCCUCGGCAAGCCAAAGGAAGUCAGUGCCAAGCUUAAAGCACUCUUUCCGCUACUAGAUACGCUUCGCUAUUCAAACGCACCGCGCAAAUACUCGGGUACUGGCUCUGUCUGGAGCCCUCAAUUCGAGGCAGAGUGGGCCAGCGUCGCAGCAGACGUGUGUGGAGAAAUACCAAGCGAUUACAAGCGCAAAGCAGAGGAAGAAGAUGAUAUAGAGUAUUGGGAUGGCAUGGAGGUCGACAUGGACAUGAUGGAUGCUGGGGUCGAAGCAGACGAGUAUGAAUGGCGACUCGCAGAGGGAAUCGCGGCAUAA